UUGUCCAUUUGUGCCGUUUAAGUGUUUGUGAAGCCGGGGCUGUGUGUGACUGUGUCUCCUGGCAGCUUGGACAGUGCAGAGUCGAAACUCUGAAGUGGCUCGUGUAGUGACAGGCAGUGCGCCGCUCUCUGACAGACGGCAGCCUCAGCGCUGCGCUGCGCUGCGCUGCGCUGCGGUCGCUGGUCGCCUUGAACCAGCGGAGGCAGACGGCAGCCUGUCUCCGCUGUAGCCGACCAUAGCGCACUGACACUGUGUCAUGUUGUAACGCUGUAAUAACGCUCGGGUCAGCGAACCACGCCGAGGGAAAUGAGCGUUUUUGAGGGGUGUAAAAGGCAGCCAGAGCCCGGGUUGUUGUAUGUGUGUGUCGGGUGGAGGUAGUUGUCGGUGUUAAGAGGGUGAGCGGAGCUUUAAUGAGCUCUGAUUUAACGACACUUUGUACGUUCAACUGUCAACUGCGCGCGGCGGCUCGCUCGCUCGCUCGCGCGCGCUGUCAGAGCAACUUUGCUGGCAGCAUGGCAGCCUCAGGUUCAGGGUAUUUUUACUCCGCGGUCGCUCCGGCGGUAAUUUGCUCUAAUGGAGCGCAAAAGGCUGCGCCGAACAAGCCCGUCUGUUACCGUAACAUUGUGGCGGAAACAUUAGUGUGUGUGUGUGUGUGUGUGUGUGUUUUCUUUCCACGGUAGAGGCUACAAGACACGUCGUCGCACCAAGUUGUGUCUUAUGUUUCCACUGUGACACCGCGCUGUGUGAUAGCUAGCCUGUCUAACUACACCAAGUUGGAAGGUUUGGCCGAGAUGCGCAGAGUUGGCUUCAGUGUUGCCUCAUUUCUGUCACGCACUGAGAGUUUCGGUUACAGUGUUUAUGCUCCGGAACAGUUACAAUUAAUGACCACGUUUAGGCCUAUUCAAUAAAAUGAAAAUAAAAUCAGAGAUAUAUUGAGGACCUACUUUUUGGGCUGACAAAAAUCUGUGCGCUGUCAAUUUUAUUAACACACUAUAAAGCAGAUUGGCGGAAGUUAUAUAGUUGUAGUAAUUAAAUGUUCUGAAUUGUGUUUACAUUACUGGUUGCUCGUCGGUCCUGAUAUUUAGGCUGCAUUCUCAACUGCUUCUAUUUUCGGACGGGUCCAGUUACAGACUUCAGUCUUGAUAUUGACUUUAAGAUUCUGUCAUAAAUCUGCAUGCGGGUUAUAAAGCCAAUCCUGCCGUGGGUUAAUUAAAUACUGGUGUUCAUUCACGUUAAGUUAUUGACCUACAAAUGCACUUAAAGUAAAGGGAAAACCGAGCGCUGCUGGGUCCCACAACAACCACACGCUGUCACAGGCUUUAUUACAGCAGAACCAGGCAAACUGUUACUGCUGCACCGGGUCGGUUAGGAGAGCCACUCCCUGCAGUUGAAAUUAAAAUUCAUAGUUUGGAUUUAAAUUUGUAUGACAAAAAAAUAAGUGUUUCUAAGUGUAAAAUACCAAACCAUUUCCCUUAUUUGAUCAGCAUGUUGACAGUGAAGAGCAUGAAACUCCGAGCCCGCCGGUCUGAAGGCACAGACACACACACUCAACUUUUCUCCGUUAGACUUAGAGCGAGCCGGGCUCAUCUUCAUGAUAAAACCGACAAGCGAUUUAAAAAUAAUGCUCAGGACAUUUAGUGGUGUUUACUACUUAAAUAUGUGCUAUUUGUAAUGACUCAGUCAGUGUUCAGUGGAGUCUCUGUUUGUAUUUCCGAAAAUGAAAUACAUAAAAUGAAGCCGAUAUUACAGAAUUCUCUCAUGGAUACUUUGGUCUGCUGGUUUAUAUGUGCCACACGUUUUCUUUCAUUUCUUACAUUAAGUUGUCAACCAGUGGUUCACAGACAGAGACAGUGAGGGGGAGAGAAAUGAAUCCAAGGGUAGAAAUUUAAAUGUCUAGACAGUGUUUAUUUAAUAAAUGGCGCCGCCUUCUGGAGGAAGGGCUGCAUCUGUUUCUCAGUCUGCCACAUUGAUGAAGACCUUAACUUGACAAAAUGGCUUGCGCAGCAGACAGCUGCAUACAAUUCACACGCCAUGCAAGUGAUGUCCUGCUCAACCUGAACCGGCUGCGUAGCAGAGAUAUUCUCACAGAUGUCACUAUCUUGGUUAACAGACAGCAGUUUCGGGCACACAAGACCGUUCUCAUGGCUUGCAGUGGGCUGUUUUACACCAUCUUUACUGACUCCCACAAGUGCAACCUUAAUGCUAUCAGUCUGGACCCAAAGGUGGACCCAGAGGGCUUUGCCAUCCUGCUAGAGUUUAUGUACACCUCCCGUCUGACACUAAAGGAGAGUCUGAUUAUGGCGAUCAUGAACACAGCCAUCUACCUGCAGAUGGACCAUGUUGUGGACACCUGCCACAGAUUCAUCAAAUCCAGUGAUCCGUCCGCCAAGCUGCCAAGAGACGAGUUUUUGGUCAGUCCCUUGGUUUUACCUCAGGAUGUCCAUGCUUACCGGCCCCAUGAUGUUGUUGACAGUUUGCACAGCCGCGUAGCUCCGUUCAGGGAUGGGAGGCCCUAUGGCUCAAACAUGUUCAGUGGGGUCAGCACCCCCAGCAACUACCAUCUCUACGGGCAGUUUCCCAUGCCAGGAUUCCCCUUCCCUCUCUGCAAGCUGACUGAUGCCAAAAACGCUUUUGCUGACCUCUCUAAGGGUGGCAUCCACCACAAGCACUGUUCUCCGCAUGACAGCGCCAACAUCAUCAGGGCAGAGUACACCAGGGCAGUGGGCACCAGCUCCUCCAGCAUUAUUCACUCCACCACCUACGCUUCCAGAGAGUUAGGGAGAGACGAUGAGAUGAGGAAGGAAAGCCACGAGGGGGUCAGCCAGUCUACUGCUCUCGGCACAAGGAAGCGUGCAUUUCCUGUGUUGACCCUCGAGCACCACAAGGACUCAGGCAAAGAUCACGCUCCUCAGGCAGAGGAAGACCUGAUCCAUCAGCACUACCCCCUCGGAAUCUCCUCCGCUGGACGCAAGAGCCUCAUGAGCAGCCCGCAGAGCCCUCUCAAAUCAGACUGCCAGCCCAACUCCCCAACAGAGUCCAGCAGCAGCAAGAACGCCGGCCUCUCCCAAGCCGUCGGAGUGCAAGCCCCGCAAGGUACGCAGGACCCCAAAGCUCGCAACUGGAAGAAGUACAAGUUCAUCGUACUGAAUCAGAGCGCCAAGGAAGAGGAGGUGGGGCUGCGGGAUCCCGGGCUUCGUUCCCCUCAGCGCCUUGGCCUGCAACCCUACCUCCACCCCAGCGACUCUGAAAACCUCGACCCACAAACCACAAUUAAGAACAACGAUCACAGUGAGGACCUGCCUGUGCCCCAGGCUAGUCGUCUCAACAACAUCAUUAACAGUGCACUUGAGGGGUCACUGAGGAACGGUGACAGCCAUCCUCCACACUACUUGAGCCGCUUGAACUGCUCAUCCUGCGGCACCCCGUCCCCACAGCACUCAGAAGUCUGUCCCAACACCUCCAGGUCCCGUCUAGCAGAGGACAUGGCAGAACUGCACUCAGAAUACUCAGACUCCAGUUGUGAAAACGGUACAUUCUUAUGUAAUGAAUGUGACUCCAAGUUUGCUGAAGAUGAAGCGCUGAAGCAACACAUGCUUCAAGUACACAGCGACAAGCCAUACAAGUGUGACCGCUGCCAGGCCGCUUUCCGCUACAAGGGCAACCUUGCCAGCCACAAGACUGUCCACACAGGAGAGAAGCCGUAUCGCUGUAAUAUCUGUGGUGCUCAGUUUAACAGACCAGCUAACCUCAAGACUCACACUCGCAUCCACUCAGGAGAGAAGCCAUACAAAUGUGAGACGUGUGGAGCUCGUUUUGUACAGGUUGCUCAUCUCCGUGCCCAUGUGUUGAUCCACACGGGUGAGAAGCCAUAUCCAUGUGAGAUCUGUGGAACACGCUUCCGUCACCUGCAGACGUUGAAGAGCCACCUGCGUAUACACACAGGAGAAAAGCCCUACCAUUGUGAGAAAUGCAACUUGCACUUCCGCCACAAGAGUCAGCUACGGUUGCAUCUUCGACAGAAGCACGGAGCCAUCACUAACACAAAGAUCCAAUACCGUAUGUCAACAGCAGACAUGCCUACUGACUUGACAAAGGCAUGUUGA
Molecule: messenger RNA, 4103 nt
Organism: Morone saxatilis (striped sea-bass)
Lineage: Eukaryota; Metazoa; Chordata; Actinopteri; Moronidae
Gene: bcl6aa
Product: BCL6A transcription repressor a
Exons: 9
Coding region: 1992-4103 (703 amino acids)
Biological process (GO): regulation of transcription by RNA polymerase II
Cellular component (GO): nucleus
Molecular function (GO): RNA polymerase II cis-regulatory region sequence-specific DNA binding; DNA-binding transcription factor activity, RNA polymerase II-specific; protein binding
Source: RefSeq, a predicted model, not a curated record